UUAGGGGAUUGGUAUCGUGACGGUUAUAUUGGCUUGCCGAAAAAUUGGAAGAAGUCCGUGAAGCUCUACCGUCGCGCCGUGGAGCUUGGAAACGUGCGCGCGAUGAAUGCGCUUGGGUAUGCUUACGAAAAAGGCGCGGGUGUCAAGGUUGACAAUAGGAAGGCGAUGCAGCUGUAUCGUAUGGCAGCGACCCGAAACGACGCGGUGGCGCAGAGCAAUCUCGCGGUGCACCUGAUUAAUGAGGGAACCGCGGCGGCGGCGGAGGAAGCUAUUCACUUCUUCCAGCUUUCGGCGGAGCAAGGAUUCGCGACUGCCAUGGUUAUGUUGGGCAGGGUCUAUGAGAUGCCCGCUGAUAUCCCAGGAGUUGCUUUACUAUUCAGGGAUGCCGAUCUCGACAAAGCCAGACACUGGUACUCCCGUGCGGCCGCGGUUCGCCCUAGCGCUUCCGGCUACAAAGGCCGGGAUCAGGGGAGAGAGGCCCUCGCGCGCAUGAACGCGCGAUGA
This is a messenger RNA of Aureococcus anophagefferens, 504 nucleotides long. RefSeq lists its product as hypothetical. The record is from RefSeq and is a predicted model, not a curated record. NCBI's taxonomy places the organism in Eukaryota, Pelagophyceae, Pelagomonadales, Pelagomonadaceae. The annotation marks the transcript as partial. Gene Ontology annotation, molecular function: protein binding. The transcript has a single exon.